Molecule: messenger RNA, 1628 nt
Organism: Rhododendron vialii
Lineage: Eukaryota; Viridiplantae; Streptophyta; Magnoliopsida; Ericales; Ericaceae
Product: magnesium transporter MRS2-F-like
Exons: 6
Coding region: 119-1387 (422 amino acids)
Biological process (GO): magnesium ion transport; transmembrane transport
Cellular component (GO): membrane
Molecular function (GO): magnesium ion transmembrane transporter activity
Source: RefSeq, a predicted model, not a curated record
UCGUAUUUAAAACAAUUGAAUGAUCAGCAAUAUCUCAUCUCUAAAUCAUAAGUUAUUCGUUGAAUCGAACAAAAAUAAAAUAAAUUAUUCAUUGAAUGAUUUCGAUUAAUGAUGUUAAAUGGCUUCCUUAAUUCGAACUCUCAAACACCCAAGACCAAGGUCAAGGCACUAUACACUCAUGGAGGAUCAGAUUGAUUCGAACUCUGAUGAGGAGCUCAUCACUCUGGCACCUCCUCCUCGUCAGGCGUCGAGGCGAACCACCAACAUCGGGACAAAGCCCUGGCUCGUGAUUUCAGCGUUCGGGAAGGCGCGGGUCGAGGAGGCCGGGAAGCACCACAUCAGGCGCAGGACGGGGAUUCCGGCGCGUGAUCUGAGGAUUCUUGACCCGGUGCUCUCGUACCCGUCUUCCGUGCUUGGCAGGGAGCGCGCCAUUGUGGUGAACUUGGAAAACAUCAAAGCCAUCAUCACUGCAAGUGAAAUGUUGCUCCUCAAUCCCAGGGAUCCCAGUCUUUCUCCUUUCGUUAGCGAUCUCGAGCACAAGCUUUGCCGUCUUGAUAAUUCUAAUACGCGUUCUAACGGUAAUGAGGGGACUGAAAAGUCAACGGAGGAUUCACCAAUUUUCCUAUCAAAAAAUGGUGGUACUUCCAGGGUCCUACCUUUUGAGUUCAGAGUGCUUGAAAUUUGCCUGAAAUUUGUUUGCAAGUGUCUAGAAUCCGAGGCUAGCACACUAGAGCAAGAAGCAUAUCCCGCUUUGGAUGAAUUAUCAGUAAGUGUCAGCACGCUUAAUCUCCAACGCGUUCGAAUUAUAAAGAGUCGUCUUGUUGCUCUGUCUGCCCGCGUCCAAAAGGUGAGAGAUGAACUUGAACAUUUACUGGAUGAUGAUAUGGAUAUGGCGGAAAUGUACCUUACCGAUAAGCAGAAUAAGCAGCAUGCCGAAGAACCGGAACCAAAAGAUGAUACCGAGGAUGACAGCGAUGAAGACGGAGGGGGCGGUAGAAGUAGCAGUGCAGACUUAAGUGGCCAGAAGCCAAAAGUUGAGGAGUUGGAGAUGUUAUUGGAAGCAUACUUUGCCCAACUGGAAGGAGCCUUGAGCAAACUAUCCACUAUGCGCGAAUACGUCGAUGACACGGAGGACUACAUCAACAUCAUAUUGGAUGAGAAGCAGAACCAGCUGCUGCAAAUUGGAGUUGUAAUAAGCACAGCAAUUAUGCUUCUGAAUAUAGGCAUUGUGAUUGCAGGUAUACUUGGGAUGAACAUCCGCAUACCACUCUUCGAUUACGGUGACCCUAUGCAGUUCGAUAUGACCACUUUCGGGGUUAUCGCCGGCAUUCUUGUAUCAUUCGCCGUGGCCGUCCUAUCCAUCAAGAAAAAAGGGUUGCUUGGAUAAUUGAAUACGAACCAUACAGAGACUUAAGCGUCGUGUUCCAAAUCUUACUGUUACUGUCACCAGCAGCAAGUUUCUCCUCCUCUAUUUUACCACAGAUUGUAAAGAAAACAUGAAACAAAUGCUGCAGUACCUAGUAGUACUAGACUUUGUAAUAAGAAAAAACACUCGGGAAAAAGAAAAAAAAAAAAAAUAGUAGCUGGGGUAGCUAUUGAUUGGAAUAUUUUAAAUUAUCGUUGACUAA